CUGAUUGGUUGCCAAGAUAAAUGGCGGGAACAUGUAAUGCACUCCAUGUAGCACCAAUCGGUUUACGACAGUUUGACCUUCAAGAACUCGGUAGCGUCCAUCGAUGGGCAAUGCCAUUGCAUCGCUACCGUAGCGGGCUAAACUGUGUGCUUCUCGUUUCUCUUCCUAGACUGUCGUAAUCUGAUUGUUGUUUUUUGCUUUCUUUAAUGAAUAUCAGUGCAUCAUGUGCGGUAGCUGGGUCGUCGUCUCACCUUUACUUAUGUUACUCUCAUUUCCAGUCCCCACUCACGCUGUUCUGCAUACUUUCCUGGUACACAAAGUACUUUCUGGCUAGACGCAAAUCGCUACACUUCCACUAGCAUAGGUUAUCUAUGUGUUCAUACGUGACAGUAAUGUGUCCUAAUCUCCCUACUUUGAGGUUUUCCCCAAAGCCGUAAGAAAUUUUCCUCAAAGUUUGGGGAAAAACCACAACGUGUUAUAAAACUCUGGGGAAAACGCAAAAUAACCCCAAACAUUUUGGGGUUUUUCGCCAUUUCCCCAAAGUUUUCUAUAGCGGCUUCCCUAAAAUUCUCCCUAAACGGACAGGAUUUUCCUCAAAAUGGGGUAAUAAGGUUUAGGUGCUCUUGGGAAUAUGACACAUAGCCCAUUUUUCAGAUCUGUGUAUUAAGGACAGAAGGCUUACGGCUUGUGUUAUUUCUUUUCUACUAUGUUUCUGUUAGUGUCUAGUCUUCUCUUGUAUGAGUCAAAUGAAGGGAAGGAUAUCACUACUUCGGGUAGCAGGUUCAAGAAUUGAUUACUCGGUGUGAGAACCUGUAUACCACGGGUAUCUUGUUCGUUCGUGGCCUUUGUAUUACACGGGUAGCUGCCCUCUACUUUUUCCAAGAUAUCAGAUUCACAGUGGCCUGCAGCCUGAACACAGUUUUCAUGUCUGGAUCUCACUGUUAUGUGUACUGUAGUGAACAUAUUGGUAUCUAACUUAAUAAACGUUUGUCUUAAAGCCCGUAGGGUUUUAAGAAGCUUAACUGCGACCACGCGGCAGUGGGCCGUGGUCUUAAGAUCAUGACUCACUGUCACCUCAGGAUCCUUAUGAGACCAGACUACAGGCACUGACUCCUCUAAUGUUAUGUCUGUUUACCUUUAUUUCCCCCCCCCCAAUGUCCCUGUAGAAACACUUGGUCACGUUGAUAGUCAUCAGCUACUUUUUAGGACUAGCUAAUUAAAACAUAUAAGUCCCCAUGAAGUACACAUUCAUCUACAUCUGUUAUUUCUAGCCAAAAAAGAAACUAAAGGCUAGAUUCGAGCACGACCUCAGCCACACUAAGUCCUUAAUAAGCAAGCUACCCCCAUAAAUAGUAUCAGGAGUUAGCAUCUGUAAGCUUUAUAGCAUAGGACAAAAAGCGGAUUCUGAAAGUACUCAGAAAAACCGCCUCCUAAUGGUUACCUUUGCUUCGGCUGAAGAAAACACCUAAUACUGGGAAACUCACGCAGACUGAUUGGAUCCGAAAUAUACAUCCGUAAUGAUAUCGGCCUGGUUGAUCGUAUUAAGGGACGAUCGGCAGAAGUAGGACUAAAUGAGCGCCGUCGAAACGGUGGAAAAACGUUGUACUUAAGGGCUUUCAAAUUGUAAAAGUUCGGAGUAAAACCAUCCUCAAAGCACUCUGGAUGGUAAGGUAAAGUUCUUCACGGAAUUAAGGGUGUGCCACACAAAUGCUAUCAGCCCACAAAAUAAAAUGGUGGAGCUCAAGACAAUAGUGGAUAUAGAAAACCCGGAUUUCAUAGCUGUCUCAGAAACAUGGUUAACGUCAGAAGUGUGUGAUAGCGGGAUUCAGUUGAUUGGUUUUUUAUCUAAUAGAGCUGAUAGGCUAAACCGUAGGGGGGUGGGGUCGAGACAGUGGCAUAUGAUCCACGGACAUGUGGAGUAGUGCGCUGCAUGCUGAAAUGUAAACGACAAGAUAUAGAAUUUGUUGUAGUAUACCGCAGUCCAGAACGUGUAGUAAAUGACUUCCUCCCAAGCAAACUCAAGUCUUCGUUUAUUAGGUGUAAAAGCCAUAUAAUAGGCAACUUUAAUGUAUCUUAUAUAAACUGGGGAAACUUACAAGUAAGAUGAUCAAUAACAUCAUUUGAUUACAAAUUGUUAGAAACCGUAAUUGUCCUAGCUUUAUUCCAGCAAAUUAGAGGUCCCACCAGAUAUGAUUUACGAAACUCCUCUUCUCUCCUGGAUCUAAUCUUCACACACGAUGAUAAUGUCAGUCAAAUAACUUUCCUCCCCCUUCUUGGGAGAAGUGGUCACGCAGUCAUCUUUUUCAAGUUUAUGGCUGGGAUGUCCUAUCAAACAGUUGCGCCGGCCCAUCCUAACAUAUGGAGGGCAGUCAUGAAGGCAAUCAACUAUGCAGCAUCGGCUGAAAACUGGAUUCAGGGACAUCAGUAGAAGAGGCAUGAACUCAUUUCAGGCAGUUAUACAAUCAGGUAACUCAACCAUAUAUACCCUGGAUAGGCCGGAAUAUUCAACGUUUACUAAGACAAAAGAAGCAAUGUUGGAAAGUUACCAACACCUUUGGUACAACAAGUACGAUAGAACGCUACAGGUCGGUGAGAAAUAAGUGUAUAGUUACAAUCCUGGAAGCUCAGAGAAAAUAUGAAAUGCAGUUAGCCCAAUCUGUAACCAAGCAGUCUAAGAGACUAUUCUCGUACAUAAAUUACAGAACAAGGACACAGCAUUGAAUUCCAAAACUAAUUACGGUAAAGAGUGGAUCUGAAAUGAUAGAGGAUGAUCACAGUAAAUCAGAGGUCAUGGCAAACUAUUUCAGGGAAGUUUUUAACUCAAGAGCCCCUUCUAGACAAAGAACUAUACCCUAAUACAAAGUCGAAAAACCGUCUAUUCACUGUGGACUUUGAUCAAGACGAUGUACUUAAGGCUCUUAGCACUUGGACACCACAAAAUCUUGAGACAAACUGCACAAUAUAUUGCAGCCCCACUGACUGUGAUAUUCAAUAUAUCACUUGGUCAAGGUGUGUUACCGAUGGACUGGAAGGAUGCAAUCGUCACUCUAAUACAUAAAACAGGACCAAGACAACUUUCAUCAAACUACAGACUGUCUCUCUCGCAAGUGUCUUAGUGAAAUACUGGGAGAAAUAAUCAUAACAUACAUGGAAACCAACAGUUUGUUAAACAGUAAGCAUGGAUUCAGGAAUGGAUUACUUUGCACCUUCUUACAAUAUAAGAGGAAUGGACAGAGGCUCCAAACAAUGGGAAAUCGGUGAAUAUCUUCUACAUAGACUUCAGUAAGGCAUUUGAUAAAGUAGAUGAGUAAUAGACUAUUGUCAAAGCUGGAAAAUCUAAAGUUAAUUAAGGAUUUCGUGGAAGGUCGUAGGCAGAAAGUAAGAAUAGAUUCUAAAUGCUCUUCCUGGAAACCAGUACUUGGUGGAGUACAGUAAGGCUAUCCUAGGUCCUUUACUUUUUAUACUGUAUGUAAAUGAACUCCCAAGUAUAGUUGAGUCCCCGAUGCUACUAUACGCUAAUGUGAAAAUCUCAGAUUCAGAUUUCUGUAGUAAGAACAGAAGGCUUACGGCCUGUGUUAUUCCUUUUCUCACACUGAGUCAUCAAUUCUUGGGACCUGUUACCCGAGGCAAUGGUGUCCUCCCCUUCAACUGACUCAUUUAAAAGAAGACUGGACACUCACAGAAGCAUAGUAGUCUUGAUCAAAGCCCACCAUGGGCAGACGGUUUGUUUACUUUGUAUUUGGGUCUAGAAGAAGCUCACAAGUUAAAACUCUCGAAAUAGUGCGAAAAUUCUUAAAAGUUGGUUGUUUUCCUAAUGGAAUUCUAAUGAACAGGAUAAAACUCCACUGUGAGGUAUCCAUGUGAAGUUUACAGGUUUAAAAACUACUAACAGAGUAGUUGCUUAAACGAUGAAAGGUUAAAAAUAUUUCGUAAUGUCCUCCAACGUUUUAAUCCUGUUUUCAGGUAGCCACAAGCGUAUAAUUUAUUUUUCUGAUAUAUCCAGCUUAAAAGCUCUAACCUUCACACAUUUCAGGCUUUUUUCAAACUUCUCAUGGAUAUUCGGGUGAAGUAUGACCAACAAUUCUUGUCGUAAAUCACUUAUUAGCGUAAAUAACGAACUUGUGAGAAAAAUUCUUGAAGAUAAGUUUACUUUGGCAACCACUUCAUUCUCCAAUGUUUAUCUUGGAGUUUGGGAGGGAAAGAACGUUGUAGUUAAAUUAUUUCAUGAGAAGCACAAGCCUCUAGCCCAAAAAGAAUUAUCACUUAUUGCUCAACUUGAACAUGAAAAUAUCAUACAUUUGAUUGGUGCCGGACCUUCACUUCCAUUGGAUUGUUCUUUCUUGAUCCUCGAGUAUGCCAAUUGUCAUUCAUUACAAAACGGUAAAUUUCAGUGUUGGUAUCACUCGACUUUUUCACCUUUUCAUCAUUAUAUUAGAAAUAAUCAAGGAACAAAACAGAUUAGUUCCCUCUUAACCCUCAAUUUUUAGUGUUACUGUUUUCUCUAAUCUGAGCAAUUUAGAUGCUAAUCUUUCAUUAUCAUUCCGGACAUAAUCCGUGUCUACUUUGAGAGGGAGUAAGCUGUAGUAGUAUCACUAUACCAACUAGACCAGUUGCAAUUCUUUGGGACCAUUUGUUAUCUUAGUCAUCAUUUCAACCUGACUUAUCGUGUAACCACAAAAAGAUUUACUUGCAGACAUCUAGAACAGAAAAGAUAAAGAAUUAAGACACUGGUGGAAUUCAGAACAAGCAAUUAAUAGGUCAAAUAUGUUUAGACAAGAAUGGGGUAAAUAGUCCAGCUUCUCCUGUAGAGUGAGAUCAUACAUGUGUCAUCUAGAAUUUUAUACAUCGAGACGAAAUUUUCUAAGGACUGAAAGUAACAAUCAUACGCUUCUCCGUUUCUCUCAUAUUCAGUCAUCGCCUUUACGGAUUAAUGGAUUAUAUUUACUCAACUACCUAGAAAUUUCUUAGAUUUCACGUGUGCUUCUACUGAUAUCACAUUUCGCGGUCUGUGGUUCUGCAUGCUAUUAUUUUAGUUUGUGUGAGCUUAUGACCAAGAGCUGAUCUAUUUUUAUUUCCUGGAACUUUAUUCCACCAAGGUAUCACUUUCACAGAGGUUCUACUAAAUACAAACUCAAAUGCCCUGGUACGGCCGAGGAUGAUAAGAGUUAGCUCUCCCUCUUCAAAUGCUCUCACAUGGUCACGCGUAUACAGCCAUUGUCAGGGAAGUCUUACUUACUGCCUUUCGCGACGGGGGUAUUGUUUACGAAACUGGGGGGGGCGAAAAGUAAAUUUCCGGCCCUUUAGCCGGAUUGGUGGACACGGAAGGUCCACCUAGAGGAGUUGGAAAGCCCUGAUUUCAAAACAAUGGUGCACAUGGGCUCCGGGAUCCCGAGAGGACAAAUGAUGUAUGAACCUAUUGUUGGUCACCGGCUACCAUGGGACUGUAUCUCCUGAAGCUGCUCCACCGCCUUGUGGAUCAGACCUUUAGGUCGAAGGCUCAGGAUUUAGCCCCCUGAGAAAACCACCUACUUCGGUUUGGGUACUCGGGCAGCAUCCCAGCCCUCACACAAAUCGAAUGAUGAAGUUUGGCGCAUACAUAUUUGGUGCCUCCUUGUACCAAUGCUUGUGUUUGAAUAAAUAAACUGAAUACAAAUAAAAGGUGCCUCAAGUCGAUCAAAUAACUAAUCAGCAUUUGGUGUAAAAAGUUUUGAAACUAUACAGAUCAUUUUUAACAAUACCAGUUGCUGAUGAUAGUUCAAGGCCCAUAGUCGUGCUUUAUUUCUUUUUGAUAACUGAGUCCUCGUAUUUAUUUUUCAUCCUUAUUUAGAUCAUCUACUCAUACAACAUCAAUAAAGGACGUUUCUGAUCCUUAGUUGAAUUCGUUUAAAGUUUCUUAGACCCAUCAUCGUAUGAGUAUUCAGUUCAUAAUUACGUAGUUUUGCCAGGUAUCUGAGUGCACACACAAGUCAAAUAAUCCUCAUAGGUUGAUAAAGAUACCCUUUUUAUCCCACUUAUCCAGAUUUUUCUCUUAAGUCACAUCUAUGCCUAAUAUCUUUUAUUACCACUUAUACUGUUACUACAUCUACUACUUUGGAGUUUACCUUGGAAAUUUCAUUUUGCUAUACAUCUUGUGUGCAGCGAACUGAAUUAACCCACUCUGCAUGUAGAUCUCCUAGAGUUACUACCAGUCCCAAGCCCGGGUAAAGGAGGAGGGUCGGGCAUGGGGUCGGCAACCCCAUCCCGUAGAAAAAAUUCUUGCUAGAAAAUGCCAACUAGAUUAAACAAAUUAAACCACUUAGCCUCUGCCUUGAAAGUUGAAGGAAGAACUACGACGCCUUAUGAUGAAAGCCAAAAUUAUCCGGAAGUCACGAGGCCGGUGCCCCUUCUAACAACCAGAGCAACAAUUUUUAUAGGUAUAUAGAACGUAUAUAGAUCAUCACCUGGUUGUGGCCAAGAUUAAACUGAAGCUGAAGAAACACUGGAAAACUGGGGAAACAGUAUUACAAAGGUUCAACACAACCUUCCUUCGGGAUAAUAACAAACUCAACGAAUUCAAUAUAGCUCUCAACAACAGGUUGCAAGCCUUACAAGAUCUACUGAAAGAAGGAGAAACCACUAUGGAGGACAACUGGAAAGGGAUCCAAGAAGUACCAACUUCAACAUUUCAGGAGGUUCUGGACCUCAAGAAGCAUCAUAAGGAAUAGAUCUCUACCGAAACCAUGAGCAAGAAUCAAGAAAGAACAAGAAAACAGCAAUUAACAACAGCCGAACAUGAGCAGAGAAAUUCUAGACACGAGCUGAAUACACUGAGGCAAACAAGCAAAUGCAGAAGAGCAUUAGAGCCGACAAGCAGAAAUACGUGAAAGAGUGGGAAAAGCUGCAAGAGAAGGAAAUAUGAGACAGCUAUGUGACAACGAAGAAACUAGCAGGGAAAUAUAGUAAACAAGAGAGGCCAGUGAAGGACAAAGAAGGCAAGACAAUCACUGAGAUUCAAGAGCAAGGAGAAAGAUGGGUAGAAUGCUUCAAAGAACUGUUGAAUAGACCAGCUUCAUUGAAUCCACUGGACAUCGAAACAGCACACAUAGACCUUCCUAUAGAUGUCACUCCACCAACGAUCAAAGAAACCGGGAUGUUCACCAGACAAAUCAAGAGCGGGAAAGCAGCAGUACUUGACAAUAUACCAGCUGAAGCACCGAAGUCAGACAUUAGAGUAACUGAAAACAUGCUUUACCCUCUAUUCAAGAAGAUUUGGAAGGAAGAAGAAGUGUAGAUGGACUGGAAAGAAGGACACCCCAUAAAGAUACCGAAUAAAGGAGAUCUGAACAAAUGCAAGAACUGCAGAGGCACCACACUACUGUCAGUACCAGGCCAAGUGUAGGAAGCAAUUUCCUACAGGUAUAACUCUAAGCUAUUCUCUAGACUGUCGAGCACAUAGUCUUGGUCUAGCCAAAGUCAGAACAAGUAAGCUAUUUGGCUUGAUAAACUGUAUCUGUUUCGAACAGUAGGUAGAGGAUAGGAAAAAUGAGUCAACAAAUAUUGUUUUAUAGUGAACAUAAAAUUGUGAUUGGUGAAUAAACAAGACAUAGUCAUACAAGGUCAAAGAAAGUUAAUGUGGUGGUGGGCGUUUCACUUUAUCAUUGGUGAGUUCGUUUAUCGAUCACACCUUACACAGGUUUUCAGCGUAGUGUUGCUGAGCCGGAUGAAAGACUCAGUAGACGCUCAACUUCGAGAUUAGCAGGCCGGAUUCCGUAAGGAUCGGUCAUGCAGAGACCAAAUCACAACACUAUGUAUCAUCAUUGAAAAGUCAGUUGAGUGGAACUCGUAACUAUAUAUCAACUUCAUUGACUAUGAGAGGGCGUUUGACAGUAUGCAUAGGAGGACUUUAUGGAAACUUCUUUGAGCACCUAAGAGAUUGUCAGCAUUAACCGGGAUUCAUACGACGGACUAUAGUGCAAAGUUGUGCAUGGAGGAUAGCUGACAGAUGCAUUCCAAGGAAGAACCGUCGUCAGACAAGGUUGCCUACUCUUCCCCUUCCUCUUCUGAUAGUCGACUAGAUUAUGAAGACCUCAACAUUUAAGGGAAAGCACGGAAUACAAUAGACAACUCGGAAUCAAUUAGAAAAUUUCGAAUUCGCAGAUAACCUGGCCCUUCUAUUCCAUACACACGAACAAAUGCUGGUGAAGACAACUAGUGUGGCAAGUGCAGAAUUUCUACAGUUGAAGAACAUAAGGAACUCAAAACAACUGUUAACUGAUAUCAAAGUCAGAAUCUUCAAUGCGUAUAUCAAGACAAUCCCACUGUAUGAAUUUGAAACGUGGAGAACUACAACCAUCAUCAAAAAGAUACAGGUAUUUAUAAACAAUUGUCUAUGCAAGAUACUCAAUGUCCGUUGGUCGGAAACCCUCAGCAACAGCCUACUAUGGGAAAGGACAAAUCAGCUUCCAGUUGAGGGUGAAUUCAGGAAAAGACGUUGAAAGUGGAUAGGACAUACAUUACGAAAAUCAGUAAACUGAAGGGAAACGGUAAAGAGGAAGGCCGAAGAACACACUAUGUCGGAAAUCGGAAGCAGACGUGAAAAGGAUGAAUAACGACUGGAAAGGAUUGCCCAGGACAGAGUUGGAUGUAGAGUGCUGGUGGGUGGCCUAUGCUUCUCCAGAAGGGGUAACAGGCGUAAGUAAGUUAGCUAGUAACACACAUGCACCAGGUCUUACGUUAAGUAUAAGUGACUGAUUGACUAGCUUUCUGGUCUAUUAACAUAACUCGAAUUCCCCAAACAUCAUAGUGUCUUCACUCCUGAACUUUGAUAUGAGGUUCAUCAAUAAAGCCUUAGUAAUUAAUAUACCAAAACAGGAAUAUUUCUGUUUUAAACCUAAGACUUUAUGUUCAGAUGUAACUUUUUUGAGAUUAAUUCCGAACUUACAGUACAAUUUUUGGAUAAAUAUUUGUAAAUUAGGAGACACUCUUAAUAAGACUGUAACAAAACUUCAACUAAGAACUUCGAAACUCCUUCAAACAGCAUUUUUUUGCGUAACCUAAUUAUUCAUCAGGAUCCAUAUGCGACAAAAAAUCAAAACGCCAUUGUUUGAGACAACCAGAGUUUCACGAUAUUAAUGGGAUUCCUGAAAAUAGAUCCUGGGUUAGUAGUUCCUUAACUGACCUGGUGGCAUGACGGCUACUUGAGGCUUAUUUGUGAUUGGCUUUCGAUAUAUUGACUCCAUAUUUUUAACUCUUACGGCCGGAACAGGAAAUUUGUGACACAAUGUGAGGGGUAAUAUCUUUAGGAUCAACCUUUUCUAACUCCUCCAUCGUAAGAAGGAAGUAUCACUGCAUAUACUGAUUAUUCUUGGGAUACACUCCAGUGCAAUUGCUAGUAAAACUUCACUCUCGAACAUUGAAUUAGCUGCUUUUGGUCUUACCCCUGACAUGUUUGAACCUCAAGGAACAAGUGUCCCACCUAACGUAGUUCGAUGUUAGCGUCACCAACAAGAUCAACCACAGCAUCAUAAUAGCGGACACAAUUAAUGCGGGACGUGGCACCUUACAUUCUUAAAAAGUGUGUUGUAGUUUAAGUUUAUUUCCACUGACUAAAGUUUGUUCUGUUUAGCCAGGCUAUUGUAUUUAAAGUGCACAGAGUGAUUAGUCUUGCAAACUGGAUCAUACCUGGCACAAAUUUGGUUCGGUUGUAUUUUGUUUUAGAAUCCCACCUCGUAUCUCAUGCAGUCCUUAAUUGAGUCAAAAUAAAUCUCUACCAUUCACACUAUGUUCUUGGUUACUUAGUCAGCCAAAUUUUCAUCAUAGCCAUGUAAUUAUCUCAGUCACAGAAUUACUAAAUGAUACUUAUGGUUACAUGUUGUCACAUUUGGGGAGUUGAAAAACCACUUUCUGCACUUUCUUAUGUAUUAUCACAUUCACGUGAGUCAAACCCUCUCAAAUCCAUUGUUCGUUUCUACAGAAAAUUUAGCUCCGUUUAAUCUUAACAGACUAAGUGAAAUUAGCCCGUAAUUGUAGGGUGAGGAUUAUUUUGCACCCGAACACUACGCGAAGUUUAAAACAUUUGCACUGAAGCCCAAUUUACUGAGUUAGCACCUUUCGCAGUUUCUCACUAGUGCGUUGUAGUCUAAAAUCAUAUGUAAUACGGACUAUAUGUGUGCCUGAGUUAACGUCUUGGAGCUCAUAGGCUAGAACUAUUGUUCACAAAUAUAGAUUGACUCACCCUUUGUCAACGAUGAUCAGAAUUUAAUUUUGGUUUCUUAAAACAUUAGAUCAAGUUGUUGUAACCUGUACGUCUAUUAGUCUCAUCUCAAGACCAUCAUUAGCUGCCUCUGUCAAAAAAGAGCACUCAUUAAAUUAAAUGGUGAUUCAGACAACUUGAACUUUAAAACCUACUGAAAAUCUACUCUUGUGUGCUGGAACUUGGUACUUUCUUUUUUCAGCAGCCUCUUGAAACCUUACGUGUGGUUAGUGUCGGGCAAAUAGCGUAGUUAUGUGUUUUGAGCUCAUUCACAUACAGUGUUUCAUUUUAAACCCCUUAGUAAAUACAUUCCAGCCUAACGACAACAAAGUAGUUGUCACAUCAAAUAAAAUCUCCAUUUCAUAAAUGUAAUUUCGUGGGUAUGUUACAAAAAAAAGAAAUAAGUCCCAAAAACUAUGUGAACCUUAUAGAUAUUCUGUAUACUCUUAUUUACCAAGUAAAAGUGGUUUAUGUACUCUGCUUUAAACUACGUUGUUCACAUGAAGGUUAUUGUUAUUAUCCAGCUGCUUAAAUUGAAGUAGAUGGGAUAGACCUUAAACCUGAAGUCUAUCGGUUGAAAGUCAGGGUUUUUGCUAGUAAGCUAUCGCUCCGAAUUCUGUCGCGUCUUCAUCAAGUGUCAACAUCUUCACCGAAAUCUGUGCUGUGGAAUUUUGUUUUAACUACUAAUCUUAUGAAAUUAUAUUGUUUUAUUUUGCUAUUUAGUUUUGUAUGACUUCUCUGGAGUUCAUUAUAACCUGGUUAAUACUUUGAAUUGGAUAUUGCAAAUUAGUCGGGCUUCAGACUAUUUACAUCGUUUAUGUUCCCCCUCAGUUAUACAUGCAGAUAUAAAACCUUCCAAUAUUUUAGGUUUUGAUAGACUGCGUUUAGUUAAAUUAGGUGAUUUUGGAUCAUCUAGAACUACUUUGUCUGACGAACCUUCUGUUUUUGGAACUCUGUGUUAUAUGGCCCCAGAACUAUGGACAGUUCGAAGUGGUGAAAAAUUACCGUACUCAGAAAAAUCUGAUGUCUACAGUUUAACGGUUACAUUUUGGGAAUUUCUAGCUCGUGAACCCCCAAAUAAAAUCCUGAAAAGACGUGAUGUAGCAGACAAGUUUUGGUCUUCUAUUACUCAGCGACCACCUACAUUAGCUGGGUGUCCUGAACUACUAAGCAUUAUUAUUGAGAGUGGUUGGGCUGUAAAUCCCAUGAUUCGACCUACAAUGUUCCAACUGAGCAGAUGUUUGACUUCUAUAAUUGAACAAAUAUUUCCAGUAGAUAGCAUUAUCCAAGGUGUUGAUAUCCCUGAUGACUGUUUAAACUUUUUAAAGAAAUUGUAGCAUAAUGCACCUUAAAAGUGUAUAUAGUUUGAGACAAUGUUCCCUGUUUUCCUAAACUUCCAAGUACAUGUGAAAUAAUCUUACAGUAUCCGUUUGGUUAGCUGUUUAUCAUUCGUUGGAAGACUUCACUAACCGUACAGUUCUAUUCCAAUAUAUGUACUUUUAAUAUUCCGUAUUGUGUAAACUAUUUUUUAUUCCUAACCCAAGUUGAUUUUCUAUACUAUAAACUGGUUUAGGUCAGUUGUGUUUAGUUGAAGUACAGAUCAACUUACCAAGUGUUUCACCUGUAGAACCAUAACAAUUGCAGUUAUUUUAAGUGCCGUUAGUGAAUAUCUCGAAUUGUUUCACUAACAUUUAGCUAAACGCCUUCAUCCUCAUAGUUUUUAUUUCUCGUCCUUCAUGCUUUUAAGUACUACCCACUUGGAGAUUUAUU
Schistosoma haematobium is the source of this 12001-nucleotide messenger RNA. Its product is annotated as Mitogen-activated protein kinase kinase kinase 7. Gene Ontology annotation, molecular function: ATP binding; protein kinase activity. The transcript is spliced from 4 exons. Gene Ontology annotation, biological process: protein phosphorylation. Bases 4071 to 4487 code for a protein of 138 amino acids. The record is from RefSeq and is a predicted model, not a curated record. NCBI's taxonomy places the organism in Eukaryota, Metazoa, Platyhelminthes, Trematoda, Strigeidida, Schistosomatidae.